AUGUUUUUCCAUCUUGUAUUUAAUUUUCCAGAUGAAGAUGGAAACAACCACUGGCCAGAAUUUCUCAAGUUUUUGUUUGAUUGUGCAAGUUCCCAAAAUACAGUUUAUAAGGAAGCAUCAUUACAGAUGUUUACAGCUGUACCUGGUAUUUUUGGAAACCAGCAGAACAGAUACCUAGAAGUAAUUCGACAAAUGCUCUUACAGAGUCUUCAAGACCCAACAAACUUAAAUGUCCGGUUAGCUGCUGUCAGGGCUACAACAGCCUUUUUACUAGCUCAUGAAAAAGAACAUAACAUCCAGAAACACAUGGUAGACUGCCUUCUACCUCUUUUACAGGUUCUGCAGCAAAGUUUGGAGCAGCAGAAUGAGGACUUUGUUUUAAAGAGUUUUGUUGACCUAGCUGAAUCUUGUCCCCGAUUCCUACGGAGUCAACUUGACCUGCUUUUACAGAUAUGUUUGAAGAUCAUCUCAGAAACUAAAAUGGCUGAUUCCUGGCGCCAUCUGGCUCUAGAAAUAAUUGUAACACUCUCUGAAACUGCUCCUGCAAUGAUGAGAAAACUUGCAAGUAAACACAUUACACAAUUAGUUCCCUUGAUCUUCAAUAUGAUGAUUGACUUAGAAGAAGAGGAAGAUUGGGCAUUUUCAGAUGAAACCUUAGAUGAUGACAAUGACAGUAAUCCAAUGGUUGGAGAAUCAGGGUUGGAUAGGCUUGCUUGUGCUUUAGGUGGAAAAGUAAUGCUGCCUCUUGUUGUUAACAUUCUACCAACCAUGCUUACUAGUGCAGAUUGGAAGCAUCGGUAUGCAGGACUAAUGGCAAUAGCAGCUGUGGGGGAGGGUUGUCAUCGCCACAUGGAGGCAUCUUUACCAGAGAUAGUUGAUGGCAUUCUUCCAUAUCUUCAGGAUCCGGUCCUUCCUGGAUUAUUAAUGAUCCUGGAAAAUUCAGCUUUUCCCAGAGUCCAGGCUCAUGCUGGGGCAGCUUUGGUCAACUUUUUUGAGGAUUGUCCAAAAUCUGUUGUAGCUCUAUACCUUGAUAAAAUCAUUAGCACUCUGGAAGGUGUCCUGAGCUGUAAGUUCAAAGAGCUUGUUGAAAAAGGCACAAAAUUGGUUUUAGAACAAGUAGUAGUAACUCUAUCAUCGGUAGCAGACAGUGCCGAAGAAAAGUUUGUACAGUAUUAUGAUAGGUUUAUGCCAUGCUUGAAAUAUAUAAUUCAAAAUGCAAAUACUGAAGAACUACGUCUUCUGAGAGGCAAAACUAUAGAAUGUGUGAGUCUAAUAGGGCUGGCUGUUGGCCAAGAAAAAGUAAGAAUUCUCAGUUUUAUUUAUGAUAAUUUUCAUUUUUUGACUGGAGUUUAUUUACUCCACAUACCCCAUUUAUCUUACAUGAUAUCAGCCUGGGCUAGGAUAUGCAAGAUUCUUGGUAAACAGUUUGAGCCUUAUCUUCCUUGUGUGAUGGGACCAGUUUUAAAGGCAGCAUCCUUGAAGCCAGAAAUUGCUCUCUUAGAUAGUGAAGACAUGAAAGUGGUGGAAGGAGAUGAUGACUGGCAGUUUGUUAGCCUUGGUGAACAGCAAAACUUUGGAAUCAGAACAGUGGGCCUGGAAGAAAAAGCAACAGCCUGCCAAAUGUUAGUGUGUUAUGCUCGUGAAUUAAAGGAAGGAUUUUCUGCAUAUACAGAAGAAGUAGUGAAACUGAUGGUGCCUUUACUUAGAUUUUACUUUCAUGAUGGUGUUCGAACCGCAGCUGCUGAGUGCCUUCCUUAUCUGUUAGAAUGUGCUCGAAUUCGUGGAGAAGAUUACCUUGCAGAGAUGUGGCGAUAUAUUUGUCCAGAACUUUUAAAAUCAGUGGAUAGUGAACCAGAGAAGGAAGUACUCUCUGAACACAUGCAUGCAUUGGCCAAAUGUAUAGAAGUACUUGGACGAGGUUGUUUGUCAGAAGAACACAUGGCAGAACUUUUAAAAGUUCUUGACAAGAGUCUUAAAGAUCAUUUUGAAAGAGCACAAGAGCGGCAGGAGAAGAGAAAAGAUGAGGACUAUGAUGAGAUAGUGGAAGAAGAACUAUUAGAUGAGGAUGAUGAAGAUGUCUAUAUCCUCAGUAAAGUUGCAGAUAUUCUGCAUUCAUUAUUUAGCACCCACAAGCAAGACUUUUUACCUUGUUUUGAUCACUUACUUCAACAUUUUGUCAGGCUUUUGGGUCAUGACAGAUCAUGGGCUGAUCAACAGUGGGCAAUCUGUGUAUUUGAUGAUGUCAUUGAACAUGGAGGUUCUGCAUGUGUAAAGUAUCAACAGUACUUUCUUAAGCCGAUGUUGGAUGCUUUAGCAAGUCCUAACCCUGAGGUUCGACAGGCAUCUGCUUACGGAUUUGGUGUAAUGGGUCAGUUUGCAGGGGAAGGUUUUGCCAAAACUUGUGCUGAUGCUACACCUCAUCUGAUACAGAUGAUCAAUAUGUCAGAGUCACGUUCACCAGAAAACCUAGCAGCCACAGAGAAUGCUAUUGCUGCUGUCACAAAGAUCUUAAUGUACAACAACAGCCAUAUAUCUGUAGAUGAAAUUCUGCCCCUUUGGCUUGGGUGGCUGCCUGUAUGGGAGGAUGAGGAUGAAGCCCCUCAUGUUUAUGGUUUUCUUUGCACACUUCUUGAACAGAAUAACACCAUCCUGUUGGGCAAGGACAACUGUAAUUUACCUCAUAUAGUGGCUGUUAUGGCUGAAGCUUUUGCCCGAGAAGCAGUAGAUCCACAAACAGAGGUUGGGAAAAAAAUGACUACUUUAUUACACCAUCUCCAGAUCAACAGUGAUGUAUUUGCAGUAUGCUUAAAACAACUCACACCUGGACAGCAGCAAGCCCUUCACCAGUUAUUAGCCCUACAUUGACCUUACAUGCACUUAACUCUGCUCAACUAGUUUAUAGUGAUUUUUGGUUUGUUAAAAAGAAAUACAUCAAAGUGAUUAGUUGCAGAAUGACUGUUGCUUUACCCUGGAGCAAAAAGAAUAUCUAACAGAACAUGCCUCUGGAACCCAAAGUUGUAUAUUAAAAUUUAGUGAAAUUUUGCUGUAUUUCAUUCCUAUUCUUUCAAAAAUAAAUAAUAUUUAAUGUUUUCUC
This is a messenger RNA of Limulus polyphemus (Atlantic horseshoe crab), 3094 nucleotides long. Its product is annotated as importin-5-like. Gene Ontology annotation, cellular component: nucleus; cytoplasm. The record is from RefSeq and is a predicted model, not a curated record. The transcript is spliced from 22 exons. Gene Ontology annotation, biological process: protein import into nucleus. NCBI's taxonomy places the organism in Eukaryota, Metazoa, Arthropoda, Merostomata, Xiphosura, Limulidae. The coding region runs from base 1 to 2865 and encodes 954 amino acids. Gene Ontology annotation, molecular function: nuclear import signal receptor activity.